Messenger RNA from Saitoella complicata NRRL Y-17804, 1508 nucleotides. RefSeq names its product U3 snoRNP-associated protein Sof1. Gene Ontology annotation, molecular function: protein binding. The coding region runs from base 148 to 1479 and encodes 443 amino acids. The record is from RefSeq and is a predicted model, not a curated record. Gene Ontology annotation, cellular component: nucleolus; small-subunit processome. Gene Ontology annotation, biological process: maturation of SSU-rRNA from tricistronic rRNA transcript (SSU-rRNA, 5.8S rRNA, LSU-rRNA). NCBI's taxonomy places the organism in Eukaryota, Fungi, Ascomycota, Saitoellomycetes, Saitoellales, Saitoellaceae. The transcript has a single exon.
CCGGCUCUACAGUACCAAUUGCAAGUCGAGCUUCAAAUCUUGGGCCUCCUUGAUUCUCACCUCGGACUGUUACUUAGUUCUCUCGGCUCCUCCAGCUCCGUUCCAUCCAUUCCCUCACCUCAUAACACCACACAAGCACAGCCCAAGAUGAAAGUCAAAGCCCUCUCUCGCUCUGCAGACACCUACCUCCCGUCCCGGUCCUCCGACAUCGCCUCUGUCCCUCGCAACCUCGACCCAGACCUUCACCCCUUCGAAAAAGCCCGAGAAUACACCCGCGCCCUCAAUGCCACCAAAAUGGAACGCAUGUUUGCUCAACCAUUCAUCGGCCAACUCGGCGACGGGCACAUCGACGGCGUCUACACCAUUGCCAAAGAUCCGCGACGGUUGGGGAGAGUUGUGAGUGGGAGUGGUGAUGGGGAGAUUAAGCAUUGGGAUGUGGGGAGUAGGGAGGAGGCGUUUAGUGUGAGGGCGCAUGAUGGGAUUGUGAAGGGAUUGGCGUAUACGCCUGAGGGGAAUAUCUUGUCUUGUGCGGCGGAUAAGACGGUCAAACUAUGGGACACUUCCAGCUUGUCGAAAGAUCCGAUGACGAUGUACAUGGGUCCAGCAGCAUUCAACUCAAUCUCGCAUCAUCGCUCUGAUCCAGUCUUCGCAACCGCAUCGAACGUCGUACACCUCUGGAACCACAACCGGUCCGCACCGGUGAGUACACUCGAGUGGGGUGCAGACACCAUCAACACCGUCGCCUACAACCAAACCGAAACCAGCGUCCUCGCGUCCGCCGGAACGGACCGAACUCUCAUCCUCUACGAUACUCGAACCACCUCUCCCCUGCAAAAACUCACAAUGCAGCUCCGCGUGAACAGUAUCGCGUGGAACCCAAUGGAAGCAUUCAACUUUGCCGCCGCGAGCGAAGACCACAAUGUGUAUAUCUUCGAUAUGCGAAAACUCUCUCGUGCACUCAACGUGCUCAAAGAUCACGUUGCGGCAGUCCUAUCGGUCGACUACUCCCCCACCGGACAAGAAAUUGUCACGGGAUCCUACGACCGCACAGUCCGGUUAUGGAAGGCAAGAGAAGGUCGCUCGCGCGACGUCUACCACACAAAACGCAUGCAGCGCGUCUUCUCAACAAUUUUCACCAUGGACUCCUCCUCCGUCCUCUCCGGCUCAGACGACGGUAACAUCCGUAUCUGGCGUUCCCACGCUUCAUCCCGUCAACACGUCCUCACCUCUCGUGAACGUGUCGCGCAGGAAUACAGAGAGAAACUUAAGGAACGGUAUGCGCAUAUGCCCGAGAUCAGGCGGAUUGCGAGACAUCGGAGAGUACCGGGGGUUGUUAAGAAGGCGGGAGGGAUUAAGAGGGUUGAGGAGGAGGGGGCGAGAAGGAAGGACGAGAAUAGGAGGAAGCAUGAGGCAAAUAGUGUUGGGAGUAAGGAGAGGGUGCCGGAGAGGAAGAAGGCGUUGGUUAGCAGGGAGGAGUAGGAUGAUGUAUGAGGUGCAUUGGGACGCCA